Arabis nemorensis is the source of this 2262-nucleotide messenger RNA. The record is from the annotation of a GenBank genome assembly. NCBI's taxonomy places the organism in Eukaryota, Viridiplantae, Streptophyta, Magnoliopsida, Brassicales, Brassicaceae.
AUGGCUUCUGUACAAGAUAUUGGUCUAUCUGCAGCUAUAAAUCUCUUGUCUGCAUUUGCAUUCCUCUUUGCAUUUGCUAUGCUUAGGCUUCAACCAGUGAACGAUAGAGUUUACUUCCCAAAAUGGUAUCUCAAAGGGAUACGAGGAAGCCCUACUCGUUCCAGAGGAAUCAUGAACAGAUUUGUCAAUUUAGAUUGGACUACUUAUGUCAAGUUCCUUAAUUGGAUGCCUGCUGCUCUUCAAAUGCCUGAACCCGAGCUCAUCGAACACGCCGGGCUUGAUUCUGCUGUAUAUAUCCGCAUUUACCUUCUCGGAUUGAAACUAUUCAUACCGAUAACACUACUUGCUUUUGGAGUUUUGAUUCCUGUCAAUUGGACAGGAGAAACGCUUGAUAAAAUCGAUGACUUGACAUUUAGUAACGUCGACAAGCUGUCGAUAUCGAAUGUUCCACCAGGAUCGCCGAGGUUUUGGGCACAUUUAACUAUGACAUACGUGUUCUCAAUCUGGACUUGUUACACAUUGUAUAUGGAAUACAAGACUGUGGCUACUAUGAGACUGAGACAUCUAGCUUCUGAAGGUCGUCGCCCUGAUCAACUCACUGUACUUGUGAGAAAUGUUCCUCCAGAUCCCGAUGAAUCAGUUAACGAACAUGUUGAACACUUCUUCUGUGUGAAUCAUCCUGAUCAUUAUCUUUGUCAUCAGGUAGUGUACAAUGCAAAUGACCUUGCAAAAAUCGUUGCACAGAGGAAAGCUAUGCAAAAUUGGUUGACUUACUACGAGAAUAAAUACGAGAGGAAACCAUCAAAUAGGCCAACAACAAAGACAGGUUAUGGAGGUUUUUGGGGAACUACAGUAGAUGCAAUUGACUUCUAUACUUCCAAGAUUCAUGAUUUGGCUGAGAUAGAGGCUACAGAAAGAGAAAAGAUCAUGAAUGAUCCUAAGGCUAUAAUGCCUGCAGCAUUUGUUUCCUUCAAAUCACGGUGGGGAACAGCGGUUUGUGCUCAAACACAGCAAUGUCAUAACCCCACAAUAUGGUUGACGGAAUGGGCUCCUGAACCGCGUGAUGUUUACUGGGAUAAUCUCUCUAUUCCGUAUGUUGAGCUCUCAAUAAGAAGAUUGCUCACAACAAUGGCACUCUUCUUUCUUAUUUUCUGCUUCAUGAUACCCAUAGCAUUCGUUCAGUCUCUUGCCAACCUUGAAGGAAUCCAAAAAGUUCUUCCUUUCUUGAAGCCGCUAAUUGAAAUGAAGACUGUAAAAUCUGUAAUCCAAGGAUUUCUUCCAGGCAUAGCUUUAAAGAUUUUUCUCAUCUUACUUCCGACUCUUCUGAUGACAAUGUCACAAAUCGAAGGAUAUACAUCGCUGUCUUAUUUAGAUAGAAGAUCAGCUGAGAAGUAUUUCUGGUUCAUUAUAGUCAAUGUCUUUCUUGGAAGCAUCAUUACCGGGACAGCGUUUCAGCAGCUUAAAUCUUUCCUCGAGCAACCACCAACGGAGAUCCCGAAAACUGUUGGUGUUUCGAUCCCAAUGAAAGCGACAUUUUUCAUCACUUAUGUCAUGGUUGAUGGUUGGGCUGGCAUUGCAGCCGAGAUACUCAGACUGGUUCCAUUAGUCAUGUUUCAUCUGAAAAAUGCGUUUUUGGUUAAGACGGAACAAGACAGGCAGCAGGCAAUGGAUCCAGGUCAUCUGGACUUUGCAACAACUGAACCUCGGAUUCAAUUCUAUUUCUUGCUAGGGCUUGUCUACGCUGCUGUUGCCCCCAUUCUUCUCCCGUUCAUCAUCGUCUUUUUCGCCUUCUCCUACGUUGUUUUCAGGCAUCAGGUUAUAAAUGUCUACGACCAGAAAUAUGAGAGUGGUGCUAGAUACUGGCCAGACGUGCAUAGACGUUUGAUCAUAUGUCUAAUAAUAUCACAGCUUCUGAUGAUGGGUUUGCUCAGCACAAAGAAACUUGCAAAAGCAACAGUUCUGCUUCUUCCCCAGCCUAUCUUAACCAUUUGGUUUAACAGAUACUGCGCAGGACGGUUUGAAUCCGCCUUCUCAAGAUUCCCCUUACAGGAAGCAAUGGUGAAGGAUACACUGGAAAAAGCGACUGAACCGAAUCUAAACCUCAAGGAAUACUUAAAAGAUGCUUACGUGCAUCCGGUUUUCAAAGGGAAGGACUUUGACAGACCACGAGUAGUCGAUGAAGAAGAGAGCAAUCCUCUUGUACCGACUAAGAGAACUUCUCAAAGCACGACCCGGUACAACUCAGAAGCUAGUAGCCAAUAA